CUGAGGAAGUGGAGAGGUUGGCGGCGAUGCGCUCGGAUUCGCUGGUACCCGGCACACACACACCUCCCAUCCGCCGGCGGAGCAAAUUUGCCACCCUGGGGCGUCUGUUUAAACCCUGGAAGUGGAGGAAGAAGAAGAGUGAGAAGUUCAAGCAGACCUCUGCAGUGUUGGAGAGGAAAAUGUCCACUCGCCAGAGCAGAGAGGAACUCAUCAAGAAAGGAGUGCUGAAGGAGGUUUACGAGAAAGAUGGCACAUCCCCAUCCCCGGCACGUGAGGAGGUGAAUAUGGAGAACGGACGCUCUCCGGUGCUCGGUUCCGGCCUGUCAGAGCCUGAAGGUUUGCUGGAGUUUCAGAUGGCCGGUGACGGUGCAUGUCAACAGGACCACACCCAGAAAUCCAGCCAGGCUCCGCCUACCAAGAAGUCCACUGUGUAUCCGGCUGACGGUGCUGAAUCGACACUCUCCAGACCUCCGACGCUACUCAAACAACCUCCUGCGCUACCACCCAAACCGUUCACCAGGCUACCGAAUCACAUCACAGAUGGUGCCCCAGUGAAGUUGCCAUGUAUGUCGGUGAAGUUAUCUCCUCCUCUACCUCCAAAGAAGCUCAUGAUCUCCGUACCUGCAGGGAGCAUGGAGCCCUCUUCGCUCGCCUUCCAGAAGUGCCCCGCCCCUCCCAGCCAUGCUCCAAUGGGCGGGCACUCCCUGCAGUACGGGACGCUACCUGUUCCUCUCCACCCGCCCAGCCGAAUCAUCGAGGAGCUCAACAAGACCCUGGCCCUAACCAUGCAGAGGUUUGAGAGCUCCAUGAUGCACGCUGUUCCCACGGUGACGAUCGAGUGUGACGACGACAAAGAGAACCUCCCCAACGAGGCGGACUACGAAGACCUGCCGGGGAUGUACAAGGACGAGGAAGAGGAGGAUGACGACGAGGGGGAGGAAGAGGACGAGGAGGAGGAAGAGGAAGAUGAGGAGGAAGAUGAGGACGAUACACUGUUUACAAGCACACUGGCAAUGAAGGUCUUACGAAAGGACUCUCUGGCCAUCAAGCUGAGUAACCGUCCAUCGAAGAGGGAACUGGAGGAGAAAAACAUCCUGCCAUUGCAGUCAGACCAGGAGAGGCUCGAGUCCCGACAACAAACAGCCACCAAACUGACCAGGCGGUUGAGUCAAAGGCCAACAGCAGAGGAGCUGGAGCAGAGGAAUAUCCUCAAACCUCGAAACGAUCUGGAGGAGCAGGAGGAGAAGAGGGAGAUCAAGAGACACUUGUCCAGAAAGCUCAGCCAGAGGCCGACAGUAGAAGAGCUGAGGGAGGCAAAGAUCCUCAUUCGCUUCAGUGACUACGUGGAGGUGGCCGAGGCUCAGGACUACGACAGGCGAGCAGACAAGCCUUGGACUCGGCUAACGGCUGCUGAUAAGGCUGCCAUAAGAAAGGAGUUAAAUGAGUUCAAAAGCACAGAGAUGGAGGUGCAUGAGUCGAGCCGUCAUCUGACCAGGUUUCAUCGGCCAUAAAUUGGCUCAGUCAGACCUCAGCCAUGCUUUUGUACUUCCACAGAAGCCUUGAGUGUUCAGAUUGGGACUCGCCGCCCUCGCACUUCUAACUGCUAUCAUUUCCAGCGUCGACUUCAGACUGACAGACUAGACUCAACACACCGUGAGUUUGAGCUGUCACAGGAAACGGGAGCUAAAACACCUUUCAGAUGGAUUAAACUCUAGGCUGACGUCUCCCCUCAGUGGAGACUUUACAGACUUCUUGAUAUUCAAAAGCUUUUAAUUGUCAUUUUUUUAUGAUGAAGAGGCAGCACUAUGUUUACUUUGCAGCACUUUUGUUUUUGAACAAAGCUUCUGGAAGUCAAACACAGAAUCUGUGUCAAUUUCAAGGAUGGGAAUGGUAGGAUGUGAAAAUGGGACUUUUUUUUUUUACACAUUUUUUUUCUUGCCUUUCACCAUGUUCUCACUCUCCUCUCUCAUCUGGACUUAAUCUUUCCUCGGGGGUGUGCUUGUAUUGGAGUGGUUUUAUUCCACAGAUGACGUCUUAUUGAUAGUUUAUCUUUUUGCCACAGGAAUGAAAAUAUUUGCAACAGCUUAUGCUGUUGUAGGCAGCUGAAUCUUAAGCCAAAAUGUCCUAAAAUCCUAAUCAACGUCCCAAAAUGUCCCUUCAAAGCCAGUGACAGUAAAAAAUUAUGAUCUCCUCAGAUGCGUUCAUGUCAGUCAACUGAGCAAUAAUUUCAGAUUUUCUCCUUAUUUGUCUGUCUGUUGUUUGGCUGCAUUCAUGAGCUCAGACGCUUUUCAGACUCCAAAUCCCCGAUAUAAACCAAAGCAACUUGACAUGCUAUGGAAGUCGUGACCUUGAAUGCAUCCCAGAGUGACUGCUGUUGAGAGUUCAGUAACCCAGUGUCUCACUGUGCCUACAGUACUGUUUACAGGGAUUUAAAAGUUGCCAAAUUUCAUUUAAUAGUACACAAUAUUAUCUGUA
Toxotes jaculatrix (banded archerfish) is the source of this 2475-nucleotide messenger RNA. It is a transcript of the gene phactr1, whose product is annotated as phosphatase and actin regulator 1. The transcript is spliced from 12 exons. The coding region runs from base 27 to 1511 and encodes 494 amino acids. Lineage: Eukaryota; Metazoa; Chordata; Actinopteri; Toxotidae. Gene Ontology annotation, biological process: stress fiber assembly; cell motility. The record is from RefSeq and is a predicted model, not a curated record. Gene Ontology annotation, molecular function: actin binding.